UUCAAAACGCAAAUGCGCGGCGACGUCUUCGGGGACCUCAAAUUCAAACUAAACACUAUCUCAGCCGUUCAAUCCAAUUUCAUAAAAUGUUCAAAACCAUGAACUCUGUUCAGCGAUUUUCAGUUGGAGAGUGAGGUGAGGGGGAGAGGGUGGAAUUGCGAAAGAAGAAAGAGAAAAAUUCGUGUUUCUGAAAACUACAUUCUGUAAAUGAAUCAAGAUCCAAGAGUUUCUAGCCAUCCCACGACGACCUAUUUCUUGGACAUUUCAAGAUCUCCCUCGAAAACCCUAAAACAGAAGCAGCUGAGCUAAUUAUCAGAUCGAUAAGAUUUCAGGAGUUCGUCGGCUUUCUAUAUUAUUUCUCAAUUCCUCUUUCAGAAUGUUAAGGGACUUGAAAAUCUUUCGACGGAAUUCUGGGAAGAAUCCCACUGCAGAGGAAAUUGAGAAUGUUCCAGUAAAUCCUUCUGAUUCGUUGAUAAUUCAACCAACUGUUGACGUGUCGAGGGCCCCUUUAAACACGAUCGCAGAGCUUACUCAAAAUCCUAAAGUUGUAGCACCAGAACAAGAUGCAGGCGUUAGGAAUAAGGUGGACAGAACUCCUUCUAAGACAAAGGGAAAAGGCUAUGAUGUCACAGGGCUCCUUCGCACUCCAGAGAAACAAGGAAUUGGUCAUUCCUCAAGGAAUAGAUUUGGGUGGUCACAGAAGAAUGAACCUAAUUUGAAUGUCGCUGAAACACGCGACGAAGGGAGAGCUGACAUUAGCUACGGACCUUCAAGCCGUGGGAAUUUGGGUUCUGCAAACACGACUCCUCGUUCAUUUCGGGUAACGGGGAGAGCUACAUCAACCCAUUCCGAAAGUAAUUCAACACAAAGCACACCAACCAAGAGUGUGACCAAGCCUCCUAAUCCAGCAUUUGCUCCACUUAGUGUCUGUCGCCCUCCUUUGAACUCAGGUGCUCGCUCGGGAAAUAGUACUGUCCUGUCUAAAGGGGUUUCUAUCUCAUCUGCGCCACAAUUGGUUGUAAAUACUGUCGAAGUGCCUCACUUCGAGCCACGAGAGGAUCCGUCAUUCUGGAUGGAUCACAAUGUACAGGUUUUAAUACGUAUACGUCCUCUCAAUAGCAUGGAAAGGAGCUCUCAUGGUUACAACAGGUGCUUGAAGCAGGAGAGUGCACAAAGCAUUACAUGGAUUGGACAACCAGAAACUCGAUUCACAUUUGAUCAUGUAGCAUGCGAAACUGUCAACCAGGAAAUGCUUUUUAGAGUGGCUGGUCUUCCAAUGAUAGAGAAUUGUCUGUCUGGAUACAACAGCUGUAUUUUUGCUUAUGGUCAGACAGGAAGUGGAAAGACAUAUACCAUGCUUGGCGAGAUUGAUGAACUGGAAGUCAAGCCAAGUCCAGACCGUGGGAUGACACCACGCAUCUUUGAAUUCUUGUUUGCAAGAAUUAGAGCAGAAGAGGAAAGCAGAAGGGAUGAAAAGUUAAAAUAUAAUUGCAAGUGUUCCUUCUUAGAGAUUUACAAUGAACAAAUUACGGAUCUCCUUGAUCCUUCAUCCACAAAUUUGCUUCUACGGGAGGAUAUUAAGAAGGGAAUAUAUGUUGAAAAUCUUACUGAGUUUGAAGUCCAGACUGUUAAUGACAUUCUUAAGCUUCUUGCUCAGGGUGCUGCUAAUAGAAAAGUUGCAGCGACAAAUAUGAAUAGAGAGAGCAGCCGAUCGCAUUGUGUUUUCACCUGUGUGAUAGAAAGUAGGUGGGAAAAAGAUUCUACUUCUAACCUACGGUUUGCAAGACUAAACCUUGUAGAUCUUGCUGGUUCAGAAAGACAAAAGACAUCUGGGGCUGAAGGCGAGCGCCUAAAGGAAGCUGCAAAUAUCAACAAAUCAUUAUCCACACUUGGUCAUGUAAUCAUGGUUUUGGUGGAUGUGGCACAUGGGAAGCAACGGCAUGUUCCUUAUAGAGACUCAAGAUUGACAUUUCUUCUUCAGGAUUCACUUGGUGGAAACUCAAAAACUAUGAUCAUUGCUAAUGUCAGUCCUUCAAUCUGUUGUGCUGCCGAAACACUAAGCACUCUAAAGUUUGCCCAGCGUGCAAAACUUAUUCAGAACAAUGCUGUUGUGAAUGAGGAUGCUUCAGGGGACAUAAUAGCAUUACAACAUCAGAUACGGCUUUUAAAGGAGGAGCUUUCUGUUCUCAAGCGCCAGAAUGUCUCUAGGUCUCUUUCAUUUCGUUCAGCAAUAUUUGAAGAUGCUGAUGUGGAAGGAUAUGAAACUUCUUCUUUAAGAAAGACACAUGAAAUGGAUCAGAGCACUACUGAUGAUUCACAUGGUUCUGCCUCUUCGGGCAUCAUUAGAAUGUCCACUAAACAGCUGAAAUCGUUAGAGACCAUACUUGCUGGUGCAUUGAGAAGAGAAAGGAUGGCAGAUACUUCUAUCAAGCAGCUUGAAGCUGAAAUUGAACAGCUGAACCGCCUGGUUCAUCAAAGAGAGGAGGACAACCGGAGCACUAAAAUGAUGCUGAGGUUCCGUGAGGAUAAAAUUCGAAGAAUGGAGUCACUUGUGGGUGGUAUAUUGCCUCCAGAUGCAUAUCUGUUGGAAGAAAACAAUUCUUUAUCUGAAGAGAUACAAAUACUUCGUGCUAAAGUUGAUAGAAACCCAGAAGUGACUCGUUUUGCAUUGGAGAAUAUUAGGCUAUUAGAUCAACUUAGAAGAUUUCAAGACUUCUAUGAGGAAGGGGAGAGAGAACUUCUCUUGGAUGAAGUAUCUGAACUGCGAAAUCAGUUAGCUCAGUUCCUAGAAGGAAAAACUGGACAGCAUGAUUUUCCUCACUUGAAUAUGCUACCUAAGAAACAGGAAGCUGUACAUGUGACCAAAGAAAAUGAUGGCUUCCAUUUGGAGCUGGAAAACACCCGCAAAGAAUUAGAAGACUGCAGGAACAACCUAAAAUCUUGCUUGGAGAUGAAUGCAAAACUAACUUGGGAAAUAGAUGACCUGCGUUUUCAGCUCAAGAACCUUAAAUCUUCCACAUUUGAUGCAAAUGCUGAACCAAUGAAGGAGUCCAUGGCAGAAGCUCAACUAUUCGAGGCUCAAUUGCUCAAAGCAGUUCAAAAAGAAAAAAUUGACUGGGAGCAACAAACUCUGAUGAAACACACAGAAGAAAUCAUGAAUUUGCAGCUGGAGUUGGACAUACUAAAGAUUAUUCUCCAAGAAGAGAGGUCAUUGCAUGGUGAGGUAGAGAAAAGGACUUUAUGCUUGAAUAGAGAUCUUGAGAUAGAAAAAGAAAGAUCUUUGCAGAUCAUCAAGCAAUAUGAAGAUGUGAAGAAUGAAUUGAAGGAUGCAAGAAAUGUAAUUGAAGCUCUUGAGUCCCAACAAAUUUUAUCAAUCAAUGAACUAGGGGAUCUAAGAGUCAGCAACAGCCAAUAUAUGGAGCUUCUGAGUAAACAAGAACAGGAAAUCUUCAUUUUAAAAGAACAACUUUCUAGUCAAGAAUUAAAAAAUAACCUACUUUUAAAGGUUUCAGAUAGAGAGGAUUCUUGCUUACGGGCAAAACUGAAGAAAAUGCAUGAUUCUCUUGAAAAGGCCAAGAGGCUGAACAUGUCCUACCAAAGUGAUCAAGCAUUUCAGACAUCACAUGAGCAAGAAAUGGAUGAAGUUCGCAGGCAGGCUGAAGCUGAAACAGCUGAGGUAAUUGUCUGUUUGCAGGAAGAGCUGGCCACUCUUCAGUAUCAACUCGAGGAAAGCAGUGCAAAAGAGAUGGAGACAAAACAGAGCUUGAUGCAUCUGGAAACAGAAUCUAAGGAGCUCCAGGAAAGGUUACAUUUUAUGACCCAGAAUACUGAAAGGCUUGGGGAACUGAUAAAGGAGAAAGAUUUGGAAAUAAGGGCAUUAUCUGAAGAGUGGGAAAGACUGGCUUCUGACAUGGAAGAAGUUCUUGCUGAUGGACAUGAGGCACUGAAAGAUGCCUCUGAUCAGCUUGAUUUGAUCUCCAGUUCCAUCCCUCACAGAAGGACUUGGAUUGGUGAGCAGGUAAAUAAGAUGAUAAGAACCAUUACUGAGAAAGAAUUAACUAUUCAAGAGCUCCAAAGAUGUGUGGAGGAUGCACAUGACAUAAGGAAUGACAUGGAUUGGAAACUCAGGUCUUUAAGAGGUGCAGUACUGGCUAUAACUGAAACACAGCAGCACGAAAGAAAUGAGAAAGAGAAAGAGGUUUUCCUUUUGAAAUCACAGUUGAGUGCAAAAGAUACAAUCAUAGCAGAUUUAGAAAAUAAGAUAAGUUUUGAAAAAAGGCAGUGUAGCAAUGCAAAGAUUUGUGCAGUUGUUGCCUUUGUAAUUGUAAACAGAUUGUCUGAAAUAAACCAUGGUUAUCUAGAUGCAUUGAAGAAUAAAGAUCUCCAACUUAGUGAGUCUGUAGAAUUGAAUUUGAAGAUGGAUACUCUUUUCCAUGAAAAGGUUGCUGUAAUUGAAGAAGCAGAAAAACAGAUAAAAGAUCUAACAAUUGAACUAGAAGCAUCUAAGGAGACAUGUGCUAUGCUUGAAGAGAAACUUACUGAAGAGAAGAAACAAGCUUGUUCCAUGGAAUGUAAGCUUGAAGAAUUUGAGAAAGAUUUCCUUUUGAAAACAAAGCAGAAACUAGAUGAAUUGAAAAGUGGUUUUUUCACACUCAAUUCAUGCAUGAGUGAGUACACAGAGCCAGUUGGAGGGCCUGAGAAGGUACAUGCCCCAGGAAGGCAUGAGAAUAUCUGUGAGGAACACGAUUCUGUUGGAGGGACUGGGACUGAAAAAAGUGAACGAAGCAGAAAUGAAGAGUCAGAUGUUGCUGUGGAUAUGACAAAUGACAUUACACAAAAUGAUUUAAAAAUAGAAAAGGACACUUAUGCAUGUGAACUAAAAAGUUUGGAACCUGGAAGGAAUUCAAAAGAUGUGUUUGAUAGAGAUAUUACUAUUCUUCUUCUGAAAAAAGAAAUAGAAUCUGCACUUGUCAGCUUAAGAGGAGUACAGGUUCAGAUGGCCAAACUACUUGAUGAGAAAGAGGAGAUUAGAAAGUCUGAGAAGAAGAGUCGUCAAAGUGUGGAAUGUCUCAAAGCCCAGGUUCUUGCACUUCAAGCAGAGAUGAGCAGCAUGGAGAAACAAUUUAAUCUCAAAAUGAUGGAGCUAGACAAUAAGCUUCAGACAGUUGAAGAGGUGCUUGAGCUUGAGCUCACUGAUGCAAAGGUGGUUGCAGCCCAGAAAAGUGCUGAGGCAUCUUGUCUUCUUGCCAAAUUUGAAGAGGCUCAGGAAACCAUGAAAGAAGCAGAUGCUGUGGUGAAUGCACUGAUGCUAGCAAACGAAAGUGCGAAGCUUGAGAUUGAAAGGCUUAAAAAAUUAGGAACUGCAUUAGAAAGUGAGAGGGGCUCCUUGAUCAAAGAGGUUCAGAACUUAAAGUCUUUGAAUGAUCUGAAGGAUCAACAAUAUGAUGACCUAGAAAACCAAUUUAAAUCAAGUUUAUUAGAAACAAGGGGUCUAGUUCUUGAACUGGAGGACAUCAUUGCACAAGUCCAGGCCAAUUUUGAGGAAGAGUUUGAAUCAGUAAUAGGUGAACUGAAUUGCAUGAAAUCUCAGGUCCUAAGUUCUACAAACUUAAUGAGCUCAUUGUUGGAGGAUGUAUGGUCUGAGAUAAUUGUAAAAGAUUGUGCAGUGUCAGUGCUACAUCUUUGUCACAUGGGAGUUUUGUUGGAGAUGGUAACUGGGCUAAAUGCAGAAAAUGGACUGCUUCAUCAUGGACUAUAUGAAUCAAACUCCCUCAUAGCUGCUUUGAGGGAGCAAAAUUUUAAAGCAAAAAAAGAACUUGAAAUGUGCAGAAUCCUGAAAGGGAAGCUUCUGGUUGACAUCAAGAAUAACUUUGAUCGUAUUGCUAGGAAAGAAGAUGAAACUGGAAAGCUCAGUGCAAAGUUGAUGUCUUUUGAGAAGAAAAUCUUGGAUUUACAACUCCAAGAAGAGUCCAUGUUGGCCAGAUCAAAUUCAAUGGGCUCUGAGCUUGCCAUUCUGAUGAAGGAGCUGGACAUGAGCAAACAGAAUUCUUUGAGAGUCACUUUGGAUGAAGAGAAACUACUUAAAGACAAAGAGAAGGUUAUAAAAUCUCUGGAAGAGUUUAUCAUGACCAAUUUGUCUGCAAAAGAAUUUGAGUCUCUUGUUUUGAAAUCAGAAUUGAAAUUGAUGAACCUUCAAAGAGCUGAUCUGGUGAGAGAGGGAUGUAGACUUGCAGAAGUGCUUGAUAAUUUGAAUAAAGAAAUGAUUUUACUUAUGGUAGAUUUAGAAGUUGAAAAGCAAUUGUUAAUGGAUACUGAGUCUGAGGUUGAGCUUCUAAAGAAAGAAGCUAAUGAAGCACAUAAUGACAGGCAGGGCAUAUUGCAGAAGCUGAAGCAAAGUAGCUUAAAAAUCACAGAGAUGGAUAAAGUGAAUAAAACCCUUGAACAGGACAUUCAAUUAUUAAAAGAAGUUUCCUGCUUGAGCCAAAGUGAGCUUGAUGAGGCCCUCAAAGAUAAGGAAAGACUGUUGGCACAGGUUCAAGUGCUUGAGAUUGAAAAGAAAAGACUUCAUGAAGAGAUGAGCUCAAAGGAAGCAGCCUUGAAUUCUUCUUCUAAUCAUAUUUCAGCCCUUAAAAUCCAAAAUCAGAAGUUGCAGAAUGAUGCAAGCUUGCUGGACUCUUCUGUUUGCAGGCUGCAAACUGAAAUUGACCAAGAAAAACACAGAUUGCAAGACAGAAUUUCUUCCCUGGAAGCAUGCAUUUCUAGCCUGCAGAUUGAUCUGGAGAUUAGAAAUGCAGAAAUGGAGAGGCUUGAGCAUUCUCAGUCUGUCUCUGUGGAGGAACUUAGAUCCAAUAGACAGGAUUUAGAGUUCCAAAUUGACAAGGUAAAUGCCUUGAAGGAAGAGAAUGGUUCUUUGAAAUAUGAACUUAUGUCUGUUGGGCAGAAGAGGGAUGAAAUUCUCUCUCUGAUAAGAUUAAAUGCUAAGAAUUGUGUUGAUUUAUUCAAAGUUGUGGACAUGUCAGGGAACAAAAUAUGUGAAAUACUGGAGGAGAAAAUUUUGACAUUAUUAAAUAGAAUGUUUCAGGAGAUAUCUGAAAAUGAAGAAAGGGUCUCUAAGGUCAUAGUAGAGUCGGAGCACUUGGAGCAUUUUGUUCAAGAGCUGAUCUCAGAAAAUUUGUCUCUCCAAGAUGAGUUACUGAGGAAAGAAGAUGUUUUGAAAGGUCUGCUGUUUGAUCUUAGCUUGUUGCAAGAGUCAGCAUCCAAUGCCAAGGACCAAAAAGAUGAACUUGAAGAAAUGGUUGCUGCAUUGGAGUCAUUGGAAGAAGAACUUGCAGCUAAAUCAGGCGAGCUUGAUGAGGCUGUUGCCCAUGGUCAAAUGCUUGAAAGUGAUUUGCAAGGGAAAAUCAACAUGAUAUCUUCCCUUGAGUUAGAUAUCUCAAAAGAGCGUGAGUCACUAAAGCUGCUUUCAGAUCAAAAUCUUGAACUGAAAGUUCAAGUGGAAGAUCUUUUAACAGAAAAAACUUCUACUGAAGAGGAGUUAACAGAGAGAAGAAGAGUGACUGAAAGGUUAGAAGAGGAAGUCCUUGAAAUGGGUAAUGCCUUGGGAGAAAUGAAUAAUUUCAUUGAGUCCUUGAAGAAUGACUUGGAUAAAGUAUCUACAGAGAGGAAUGACCUUUACUCUGAGGUUCUUACAUUGAAAGAAAAACUAGAAACUGUGCAGGCUCUGGCUGAAGAAAAUGAAGCUAUUGCCGUGGAAGCUCGACAGAUGGCUGAGUCAAGAAAAAAUUAUGCCGAAGAAAAGGAAGAGGAAGUGAAGCUGUUAGAGAGGUCUGUUGAAGAGUUGGAAUGUACUGUGAAUGUAUUGGAAAACAAGGUUAACAUUGUCAAAGGGGAGGCUGAAAAGCAACGGUUGCAGAGGGAAGAUCUGGAAAUGGAGCUUCAGUCUUUGAGGCAUCAGAUGCUUACAGUACAUAAUUCUAGCAUUAUGAUGAGUUCAGAUACUCAAAAUGUUUCAAAUGUUGAUCUCCAAAGGAAGCUAGAAGAAAAAGAGAUUGACAUGCAAGAAGCCCAAAAACAAAUAAAGAUUCUUGAGAAGAAUGUUGCUGAGAAGGAGGCAGAGAUUUCACAGUGCAGAGCUCAUAUUUCAGAGUUGAAUUUGCAUGCAGAGGCACAGGCACGUGAGUAUAAGCAGAAGUUCAAAGCAUUGGAAGCCAUGGCUGAACAAGUCAAACCUGAGCAGACAUCCUCCCAUAUUGCAAAUUUAUCAUCGAGUAAACCAGAGAAGAAUGCUGCAAAAUCAAGGGGUUCUGGUUCCCCUUUUAAAUGCAUUGGUUUGGGCUUGACACAGCAAAUAAACUCUGAAAAGGAUGAGGAGCUUAAUGCAGGGAGGCUUCGUAUAGAAGAGCUUGAAGCAUUAGCUGCAAGUCGACAGAAAGAGAUAUUCAUGUUGAAUGCUAGACUAGCUGCUGCAGAGAGCAUGACUCAUGACGUUAUUCGGGAUUUAUUAGGAGUAAAAUUGGAUAUGACCAAUUAUGCUUCGCUGUUGGACUGUCAGCAAGUACAGAAGAUAACAGAGAAAGCUCGGCUACAUAGUGAAGAAUCUGAGCAGGAGGUGCUGAAACUGAAGCAGCAACUUAAUGAAUUUAUUAAAGAGAGACAAGGAUGGCUGGAAGAAAUAAACCAAAAACAUGCCGAGAUGGUGGCUGCUCAAAUUGCACUGGAAAAACUUCAUCAGCGGGAUCAGUUUCUGACAACAGAAAAUGAAACACUGAAGAUAGAGAAUGCAAACUAUAAAAAGGAAGUAACAGAACUUCAGAGUGAAGUGAAGAAGCUCUCUGGCCAGCAAAAUCUUCAGCAGCGCAUCCAUCAUCAUGCGAAAAUCAAGGAAGAAAACUAUUCUUUGAAAACUCAGAAUGAUGAAUUAGGUGCUAAGUUGCGUCGAACAGAGGGCAUUCUUUCUCGUGUCAAAGAAGAGCUUGCCCGCUAUCGCGUUUCUAGUGGAAGGAGCCCCUUUAUCAAUUUUGAAGAGGAGCAACGACUCAAUGAAAAGCUAAAGGAAACAGAGGAAGAGAGACUCCAAUUAGCACAGAAGCUGUUGGGCUUGUGCACCAGCAUUUUAAAGGCAGCUGGGAUUAAGCAACCUGUAUCCAAUAUUAGUCUCUCUGUUGCUGAAGAGGCACUUGGCCAGCUUAGGGACCGGGUCACUUCACUGGAAAGAGAGUUGGAAGAUUUGAAAUUCAAGAGUAAAAUAACAAGUGAACGGAUUCGGUUGUCUGAGCUCAAUCCAGAAUCUUCAUCGCUAGGCUCAAUGAUAGAUGAAAAAAGUUUAAUACAAAGAGGGGUGUCCCAUACACCAUUUCUUUCAUCUUUAAGUCGAUAAUGCAAGGGCAAGUUGGAGAUUUUUUUUCCCUUCAUUGUUGUGUUAGUUCUUUGCUAACACUUGUGAAGAUGAGACUGUACUUAUUGUAAUUGGUUAAAGCAGGUUUGUCAUAUAUGCCAGUAAUCAAGCAAUCAAUUCUUUUGUAUACAUUCAAAAUCAAAGGAAAUAAAGAGUCUUGGAGCUUGUUGUAAUUUUA
Molecule: messenger RNA, 9572 nt
Organism: Nelumbo nucifera (sacred lotus)
Lineage: Eukaryota; Viridiplantae; Streptophyta; Magnoliopsida; Proteales; Nelumbonaceae
Gene: POK2
Product: phragmoplast orienting kinesin 2
Biological process (GO): microtubule-based movement
Molecular function (GO): ATP binding; microtubule motor activity; microtubule binding
Source: RefSeq, a predicted model, not a curated record